Molecule: messenger RNA, 681 nt
Organism: Plasmopara halstedii
Lineage: Eukaryota; Oomycota; Peronosporomycetes; Peronosporales; Peronosporaceae
Exons: 3
Coding region: 1-681 (226 amino acids)
Source: RefSeq, a predicted model, not a curated record
AUGACAGCGACGACAAAGAAAUGUCUAAAGCUGCACAAACUCUUUGUAGCCGAGCUGGCUCGUAGCUCACAACUCGAGACGGAAGGUUCCCGAGUUUUGUCCUCGCUUGCCAACGUCAGCCAGCGAAUUCCAAUACUGUUAAAGGACGAUGACAACUCGAAAGUGAUGGGCGUAUUGCAAUUUUCAUGCAGCUCGCAAGCACUAUUGCUUCAAAAACAUUUUUUAGCUCUCGAAACGAGCUAUGGAUUCUUGACUACAAUUUUGCGCGAUUAUCAGGAGAUGCUUCGCCAUCUUCGAUCUUUCACAAACGAGUGUGUAACUUUAGUCGAUCAACAUAUAACUAAUGACGGCGAUAGCACUGAGGAUGAGUCGGCAGCGAUGACGUUCUCGAUGAAGCUGCAGGAAUGGAUGGAGACGGUGCUUACGAUGUUUGAGCACGAAGUGUUGCGGAAAUCGAGUCUGGUGGCCAAUUUAGAGUACAGUGACCUCAAUCGACUGACUACUGCAUCAAAACAGUGGAAGGCUAAUGGAAGAAUGGGCAACAUCGAUUACGACUACGUGCAAACAGGCUUGCCCAUGCCAAAAAAUCUAGAUUCUCGAGCGAUAAAUUCUGACAACAACGAGAUUGUGACCAAGAAAAGGAAGAAAAAGAAGAAAAAAGCUAUCAAAGGACAAAACUGA